This is a messenger RNA of Penaeus vannamei (Pacific white shrimp), 1222 nucleotides long. RefSeq names its product sulfotransferase 1A1. Gene Ontology annotation, biological process: sulfation. Gene Ontology annotation, molecular function: sulfotransferase activity. Gene Ontology annotation, cellular component: cytoplasm. The record is from RefSeq and is a predicted model, not a curated record. Lineage: Eukaryota; Metazoa; Arthropoda; Malacostraca; Decapoda; Penaeidae.
GCAUGGAGUUGGCGAGGGGCACAAGGCGUCAUCCUGGAGGGCGAGGAGUGGGGCGCCAGAAGAGGGACUGGACGGGCUUACUGCAAGGGUUUUAGUUCGCCUUGAGCCCGGUAGAUGGCUCUUCCCGGCGCCUUUCCUCAAGUUCGGGGACAAGUAUUAUAAUUUCAAGUUCCAACCGAGCGACGUGGUGGUGAUGACGUACUCGAAGAGCGGCACGACGUGGAUGCAGGAGAUCGUGUGGACGAUGAGGAACAACCCGGAGCUGAACCAUCCCAUGACCAACACCCACAUCUUCGCCCGCUCGCCCUUCCUCGAGAUGGACAUGAUAGCCGCCUCGAGCGACAAGCCGCCCCCCCUCAACCACCCGAUGGUGCAGGCCUUCUUCAAGAUGUGUCCGGGCAAGAACCCUCUCGACGGACUCCAACUGCAGAUCACGGAGGUCCUGCCGGCGCCGAGGACCAUCAAGACGCACCUGCCCUUCAGCCUGCUGGACCCGUCGCUGCUGGACACGUCUAAGGUCGUGGUGGUCGUGAGGAACCCGAAAGACGUGAUCAUGUCCUUCCACCACCACUGCCGCCUCAUCAGUCUUCACGGCUACGUUGGGUCCUUCGAGGAGUUCGUUCAGUACUUUGUCGACGAUGACUUGAUGUACGGCCCGUACUGGCUGCACCUGAAGGAGGUGUGGGAGAAGAAGGACCACCCCAAUCUGCACCUGAUCUUCUACGAGGACCUCAAAGCCGACACGAUGAAGGAGCUGAAGCGGCUGGACGCGUUCCUGGGCACGGCGCUGACGGAGGAGCAGCUCAAGAGGGUCGAGCACCACACCUCCUUCAAGGUGAUGAAGGAGAGGGCCGAGGCCUUGGGAGGAGACAACGAGAUGUUCAAUGCCGACGUCUUGAAGAAUGACGGGGGCUUCUUCCGGAAAGGGCAAGCCGGCGACUGGAAGGGCAAGCUGACCCCUGAACUCGAAGCCAAGGUCGACCAGUACGUCCAGAAGAAGCUCGGUGACCUUCAAAUUCCCUUCAAGUUCUCUUAAGUUGUCUUGCGGUAUAAGUUAGCUACGAGGAUGUGGCUGUUACUUGACUGUAACUUGGCUUUAAUUACAACUCGGCUGCAGCUGUAACUUAGUUGUAAUUGCAAUUUAGCCGUAACUGUAAAUCCAAAUUUAUGGUGCGCUUUGCAAACAUAACAUGACAUUUGUAAAAUCUUCGGGAUUGAUAUU